Molecule: messenger RNA, 720 nt
Organism: Thecamonas trahens ATCC 50062
Lineage: Eukaryota; Apusomonadida; Apusomonadidae
Product: transcription factor APFI
Exons: 2
Coding region: 10-720 (236 amino acids)
Source: RefSeq, a predicted model, not a curated record
AACACCAACAUGCUCCGUGCUGUGGGACGUGCCCUGCGCGACACUGCGUCUGCAAUGAGCCGGCUCGGUCUCUCGCUCGAGGGUGAGGCUGCUGUUGUGGACAAGGUCUCCCGCCAUCGUCGGAUGAUGGCUGUUAAUGAGGUUGCGCCGACUGCUGGCAACAACUCGUUUGUGGCGCCGUCGGCGGCUGUCAUCGGCGCGGUGGAGGUCGGCGAUGCUGCUUCGGUGUGGUACAAUGCCGUCGUCCGCGGUGACGCCGGCAAGGUGACCAUCGGCAAGGGCUCGUCCAUCGGCCACAACGCUGUCGUCGGCAACUUUGGCCACUCGGACGCAGACGUCGUCAUCGGCGAGUCGGUCGUCGUCGGCCCGGGCGCCGUCGUCAACGCUGCCACUCUCCACGACGAGUGCGCCAUCGGCGCCGGCGCUACCGUCGGUGCCGGCGCCAUCGUCGAGACCCACGCCGUCGUCGCCGACGGCGCCACCGUCCCGGCCAACGCCGUCGUCCGCAAGGGCGAGUACUGGGAGGGCAACCCCGCGACCAUGGCUCGCCAGCUGUCCCAGGCCGAGCGCGCCGCCAUCGCCACCUCGGCCAGCUCGCUGCACGCUGCCACUGCGGCACACCACGCCGAGCACGACAAGACUCCCGCCCAGCGCGAGGAGGAGAAGCUCCGCGCCAUGACCGAGGCCGGUGUUGACGCCGAGCCCGAGCCGCUCUACUAA